CCUUCUACCUUCUUGGUGUUUUCAUAUUCCAUAUUUCCACCCUCUUUGCUUCUUCUUCCUGAAAUUUUGGAGAUGGCAAGUUCUCGUCUCUCGAGGUUCGUCAUGGAGGCUGCUCCGCCUCAGUUCGUUAGCGUCAUGAGGUACCGGACGAGAAAGAUGAUGGAUACGAUCAAUGAGGAGGAGAGAGAUGUCAGCAGCAGUGAUUCUCUUUCGAGUUCAACCUCUUCUAUUUCUGCUGCUAAGGCUUCCUCUUCUGCUGCCGCUGUUGUUGCUGUUGUUUCCCCCAUGACUAACUCAAAGUAUUUCCUGAAGGGAGUGCAGAGUUCUUUUUUGAUGCUCAAAAACUAGAAUAGCUUGAUUUUGAUGUGUGGAAGAUGUAAUAGCAGGUAUAUGCACUGUGUGAGUUAUGAGAGAAUAGCAUAUUAUAUAUGUUUUAUGACAUCAUUUCUGUACAGAGUAAAAAAUAUCCAUGAAUUGAAGAAACAACAAUAUAAUUGGCAUAGCCAU
Molecule: messenger RNA, 507 nt
Organism: Rubroshorea leprosula
Lineage: Eukaryota; Viridiplantae; Streptophyta; Magnoliopsida; Malvales; Dipterocarpaceae
Source: the annotation of a GenBank genome assembly